Messenger RNA from Medicago truncatula (barrel medic), 1959 nucleotides. Its product is annotated as cysteine synthase. The transcript is spliced from 10 exons. The record is from RefSeq and is a predicted model, not a curated record. NCBI's taxonomy places the organism in Eukaryota, Viridiplantae, Streptophyta, Magnoliopsida, Fabales, Fabaceae. Bases 777 to 1748 code for a protein of 323 amino acids. Gene Ontology annotation, molecular function: cysteine synthase activity.
AUAGUAUUUUAGGAACAAAAAAUGAACAAAUUAAAGACACUAUCAUAAUUCCCAUGUGCAACCUCCUUAAGCAUUUUUUUAUAAAAAUAACUUUAAAGUGUGAUUUUUAAUUUAAGAUGGUUAAAAGUGUCCUUAACCGGUGCCCGGGGCACUAGUUAACAUUUCCAUUUGUUUAAUUAUAAGAAUGGGGAAUAUUGAUCUUUUAAUAGGGAUGCUAAUUGAGAAGAAAACAAAAUAGGGAUGUUAACCGGGUGUAUUUGAAUGGAGGGUUUAGGAGGCUAGUCUGGGGGGUUUAUUUAUCAUUUUUAAAUUACGAACACUAUAAAAUAUUUUUUAAAAAGUUAACAUAUUAACAUGAUAAACGAUCAUAUAAUACUUCAAUCACACUUGAUAUAUUUUAAAAAAACAUGUUAGCUAUCUUUCUUGAUUGCACACCUAAUUUAUGUUAAAAUAUUUUUCCAUAAUACAUGAUAGCUUUUGGUCUUUCGUCAAAAAAGAUAGUUUUUGGAUGUUAGCUAAAGCCGAAAAGAAUAAUAAUUCUUCAAAUACACACAAUCACACACGGUCAAGCUGAAACAAUGUCUAGUUUUUCAACAAUCUAAAACUGUCAUUAAGUGAAGUUUGGCUUGGUACUACAUCAUUUCCAAUCUCCUUGUUCUAAGUUUUAUGUGUCCAAUAUAUUCACAUGUUACUAUAUAUGAUGCUUUAUUUUGCUAGUGAUUCUAUAAGGCUCAACUACACAAUCAAGCUUUUGCAGGCCUUCUUCAUCAGAUAACAUGGAGCCACAAUGUGCAAUCAAGAAAGAUGUCACUGAAUUAAUAGGGAACACACCAUUGGUAUAUCUAAACAACAUUACAGAAGGGUGUGUAGCUCGUAUUGCUGCUAAGCUAGAGUACUUGCAAUCUUGCUGCAGUGUCAAAGAUAGGAUAGCAUUGAGCAUGAUUGAAGAUGCUGAGAAUAAAGGUCUCAUUACUCCUGGAAAGAGUGUUCUUGUUGAGCCAACAAGUGGUAACACCGGCAUUGGAUUGGCGUCGAUAGCAGCAAUGAGGGGCUAUAAACUUUUAGUGUCAUUGCCAUUUUAUGUGAGUCUUGAGAGAAGAAUUCUACUCAGAGCUUUUGGAGCUGAGGUAUAUCUAACAGAUCCUGCCAAAGGAAUAGAUGGUGUUUUUGAGAAAGCGGAAGAGCUAUUAGAGAAGACGCCUAAUAGUUAUAUGUUCAAUCAAUUUGAAAAUCCUGCCAAUCCGAAGAUUCAUUAUGAGACCACUGGCCCUGAGAUUUGGAGAGACACUGGAGGGAGAAUUGAUGCUUUGGUUGCAGGGAUAGGAACUGGAGGAACAAUAACAGGUGUUGGGAAGUUCCUUAAGGAGAAAAACCCAGAGAUCAAGGUGUAUGGUGUUGAACCAACUGAAAGUCCAGUUCUGAAUGGAGGAAAGUCAGGCAAUCAUCGAAUCCAAGGGAUCGGUGCUGGUAUCAUUCCUCCUGUUCUGGAAGUUGAUCUCCUAGAUGAAGUUAUUCAGGUUUCAAGUGAAGAAGCUAUAGAAACUGCUAAGCUGCUUGCCUUGAAAGAAGGUUUACUGAUGGGAAUUUCAUCAGGAGCUGCUGCAGCAGCUGCAAUAAAACUAGGGAAGAGACCAGAAAAUGCAGGAAAGCUCAUUGUUGUGGUUUUUCCUAGUUCUGGAGAGCGUUACUUAUCUUCAAUACUUUUUGAGUCUCUCAGGCAUGAAGCUGAACAAAUGACAUUUGAUUGAAAUGCAUAACUAGUCAUUCUCAUUCAACCUCUACAAGUCACAAGUUGUCGUCUAAAAUAAAUUGAACUGCGUUUUGAUCAACACUUUGUUGAAUAAUAACGUUUGGAAUCAAAUGAACAAUUACUUUGAAUUUUGUAAUAAAUUGUAAUGAAAUCAACCCUUGCAUUAGUUGAUUUUAGGCUUUGAAAUAGCUUAUUUUCUUAAGCUUCAA